AUGUCUUCCGCCCAAAGCCGCGCUCUCGAAAUCAAUUCCCACCUGAACCCAAGCGGACGGGCAGGCCUGUUGGAGAAACGGCCAGAUGACAUUGUCGUCACCGCUGCUCUCCGCACUGCAAUCACCAGAGGCCGGAAAGGCGGCUUCAAGGACACCGCUGCCGCCGACCUGCUGCAUGGCGUCUUCACCCAUCUCAUUCAGCGCUCCGGCAUCGAUCCCAGCCUGGUAGAGGAUGUUUCCGUCGGUUCCGUCCUCGCCCCUGGCGGAGGUGCCACCGAGUUUCGCGCCGCCGCUCUUGCCGCCGGCUUCCCCGCCUCCACCGCCGUCAAGAGCUUGAAUCGCCAAUGUAGCUCCGGCUUGCAGGCGUGCGUGGAGAUUGCCAACGCCAUCAAGUCUGGCAUGAUCGACAUCGGCAUCGGGGCAGGCGUCGAGAGCAUGAGUCAGCAAUAUGGCCCGCAAGCAGUGACAGAAUUCAGCGACCUCCUCGAGGACAAUGCAAGCGCCGCGGAGUGCAAAGUGCCCAUGGGAGUUCUCAGUGAGCAGAUGGCGAAGGACAAGGGCGUCAGCAGAGCAGAUCAGGACCGCUUCGCCGCCAACAGCUACCAAAAGGCUCUCGCCGCGCAGAAAAACGGCUGGUUCGAUGAGGAGAUUGUGCCCCUCACCGUCAAAUCCGAAGAUCCCAAAACCGGAAAGACCACCGAAAUCACCGUGUCACGCGAUGACGGCGUCCGAGAAGUCACCUCCGAGAGCCUAUCCAAGAUCAAGCCCGCCUUCCACAAGAACGGCACCAUUCACGCGGGAAAUGCGUCGCAAGUCUCCGACGGCGCGGCAGCCGUACUGCUCAUGAAGCGAAGCACCGCGGAACAGCUUGGCCAGAAGAUUCUGGGGAAAUUCGUUGCUGCGUCGGUAGUCGGAGUGCCUCCUCUUCUCAUGGGAAUCGGUCCAUGGAAGGCUAUUCCCGAGGCUUUGAAGAAAGCCGGGAUAUCGAAGGACGACGUUGACAUUUUUGAGAUCAACGAGGCCUUUGCAUCGCAGUGCCUAUGGUGCGUCAACGAGCUGGGUCUUCCGAUGGAGAAGGUCAACCCGAAAGGUGGUGCCAUUGCUUUCGGUCAUCCUCUCGGAUGUACGGGCAGCAGGCAGGUCAGCACGCUGUUGUAUGAGCUGAAGCGUACAGGCAAGCAGAUUGGUGUCACGAGCAUGUGCGUGGGGACUGGCAUGGGAAUGGCCGCGGUAUGGGUGGCAGAGUAA
This is a messenger RNA of Neohortaea acidophila, 1248 nucleotides long. RefSeq names its product Thiolase, N-terminal domain-containing protein. The transcript has 3 exons. The record is from RefSeq and is a predicted model, not a curated record. Bases 1 to 1248 code for a protein of 415 amino acids. Gene Ontology annotation, molecular function: acetyl-CoA C-acyltransferase activity. NCBI's taxonomy places the organism in Eukaryota, Fungi, Ascomycota, Dothideomycetes, Mycosphaerellales, Teratosphaeriaceae. Gene Ontology annotation, biological process: phenylacetate catabolic process; fatty acid beta-oxidation. Gene Ontology annotation, cellular component: peroxisome.